GCGAUAAAAUUGUAUCACAGCUGAACACAUCUACUGAUAACUUAUCACCUGCAUUAUUUUAUGGAAAAAGUGUGCGUUCGACGCCGUUUCAUACGAGGCAUGUGAGUGAAAUGUGCGGCUCUGAAACUAAAACAAUGUGAUCGAUGAAUAACAUAAUGGCUCAUUGGCUGUUACUUUUUAGUUUAUUUAUGUGUAUUUAUGCUGAAAAUAGUGACAGUGAAGGAUGCGGUCCAAAAUGUUUCGGUCCUGAAUAUAUAUGCCUCAGCAGUCAAUGUUUUUGCGCAGACGGCUACCUACCCAACCGCUAUCAGACAUCCUGUGUCAAAUGUCCAGGACUGGGCGAAAAAUGUUUUGGACCGUGUUGCAACCCAAAUGGAAACACUAUUCUACACUGUUGGCACGGGAUCUGCCAACCCUGUACGGACAGUUACGGCAAAUGGAUUUGCCGUGACUCUUUGGACCAAAUAUUGUUGGUGACGACAUCACAGGCAAUCAUGGGAACUGCGCUCAUUUUGGGGAUUAUUGCGACGUUUGUAUUGCUUUUCAAAUUAUGCGCCACAGCAGAUAUAAGGCCAAUAGGCAGUGCUUCUAACUACAACAACGGUCGACUAUCAAUCGGCAGUUUGCAGCUUUACGUCGACGAGAGGCUGCGAAACGCUCCUCCAAGAUAUUCAAGAACACCACCGACCGACCCACCCAUGUAUCCAGCUAUAACAUACAUCAAUGAUGGUUUUGUACACGAUUGCAGUGUUCCUCCUCCUCCAUAUACAGAAGAAGUCAAAGAAGAAAAUCAACAACCAACAAAUAGAGGAAACACCGCGUUACAUAUAUAACACAGCUACGUCCAGAAACUCGUUCACACUGAAUGAAGAUGGGUACUUGUAGAAAAUUAAUGGAACGAUUAAUCUAUAUUUUUUAAUCUAUAGGCUUUGGAGAUUUUUUAAACUACCAAACAGCAAACAGGCAUACAUCUCACCUGAUGCUGCGUGGUCACUGCAACUUAUGGGCGCCUGUAACAUCAGCGUAACAUAUGCACGUUGAAAUUUCAACAACUGGGCAAUAUUAUCUCCUGUAGUCAAGCAGGUGGUGGCCAGUUGUAAAAACAACCAAAUUUUCAAAAUUGUAGGGUUUAUAUAUUCCGCGGUCUCAGGGUUUCGCGGGGUUAGUUCCAAAUGCAACGUGGAAUAUGCAAGGAUUGAACAGAGCAUACAUCAAGGAUGAUUUUUCUGGCCAUAUGGCGCAUUGUAAACCUGACAACCUUGAGAAGCUCAUCUUGCUGAGUCAUGACUUCGAAGUCAAGGAAGAGCAAGACAUGGACGAAUAUGAUAAGGACUUCAACACGCAGCAAAGUCCACCAGGCUUUAAAGCAGGCACAAGAGAGCCACCACUUCUAGUGUUCAUGACCCACGGCCAUUAGGAUAUUGAUUAAAAUUACGAAUAAAGAUAUAAAAGGGUGAAUUUUUUAAGCGCCUUGAACUCCGCCGCGAGCUCUCUUUGGUGUUUAUUAAAUUGUACCAUACACAGUAAUCAAUUUAAUUAUCCUAUUUUAUAAAUAAGUAAGUAUUGGUACAAUGUUAAUUUUAUAAAUGUUAAUUUUUUUUAAUAUUCUUAAUUUAAAAAAUAUGCGACACUAUUAAACGCUACACGCCGCGUUAAAAUGGUCGUGAAAUUCACCCAAAAGUAGUUUUGGUAUGACAGCCCUGGUGCGUAGGUCUACCUGCCUAUUUGGAAUAGCGGCACAAGUGUUUUGUCGAGUGGUCUCUGUAACCACCAAAUUUAUCUAUGGUGUAAUCUUUUAAAUCCCAGUGUUGAUGACACAACUUAUUUAAUUUAGUUUGAUGGAUUGUACUUAAUUGUAAUAUAUAUAAAUAAUUAAAUUUACAAUUGUAUUUUACCAGUUAUUAAACAUAUUAAACCAAAUGUCUGUGAUGAAAAAAUAUGUGUGUUUAUAUAAGUAUUCAUAUUAAUUGUAAAAAAUAAUAAAUUCUAUAUUGUAAGUAACAUGUGAUGAUGAAGUAAAUAUAGCCUAUUAUUUGCCAACCAGCUUAAAUAUUUCAGAUAUAAAGUUCCUUGACUUUUUACUUAUGUUUAUUCAAGUAUGUAACAAAAAUUUGUUAUGUGUAAAAUUAGCUUCACUGAAGAAAACCAUUGUUACGGCAUAGAAAAGUCUAUUCAGUGUUGUUUUUACAAUGUCGCAAAUAAAUAGUAUGGUAGUUCAGUUGGUUAAAGUAGUAAGAGCAGCAACAACAUCACCCCGGUGCUCCCGUAACGUUCUCUCUGCUAAUGUUCUGGAGAUUUCCAUUUCUUUCACCUGAAAUAUUUACAAUAAAUCUUUGUACAAUCUA
Molecule: messenger RNA, 2345 nt
Organism: Plodia interpunctella (Indianmeal moth)
Lineage: Eukaryota; Metazoa; Arthropoda; Insecta; Lepidoptera; Pyralidae
Exons: 7
Coding region: 144-833 (229 amino acids)
Source: RefSeq, a predicted model, not a curated record